UCUUAGCUUUCUACACUGAGCAGGUUUAAUCGACAUGUUCUAACCCAAUGAGCAUGCUGAAAUUUAAAUAUGUACAUGCAUAUUAUUAACUGGUUGAGGUAUUUGCUGUCUGUAAAGUUUUGCAUUCGUCAUGGCGUCGAAAGAAUCCUCUUGCGUCAUUUUUGUCUGUCUCUUUAGUUUGGGAAGUGCUACGUACUGUAGUGACUCGAGCGAUUGUGUGUUGAGUGAAACCUGUUGUUCAGAUAACGUCUGUAGAGACAAUUGUUACUACUGCACGUACAACUAUCAAUGUGGUACAGGCGAAGAAUGUUGUAAUCACGAAUGCACCUAUUCAUGUGUUUCGCAUGCUGGAUCCAUUGCAGGCGGUAUCAUUGGUACAAUAAUUUUCUUCGCCAUAAUCAUUUCCAUUGCAUCCUGCUGCUGCUGUGCUUGUUGCCCAUACUACCGCUAUCGUACAGCCGGCACUGUGGUCGUCACCCCACAGCUUUAUCAACCGUACGUAUCAAAUCAUACCCAUAUGAUAAUGACACAGCAAAUACAAGCUCCUCCGCCGGUCAACUACAAUCAGCCACUUCCAGGUUACCUACAGCCUCCUUCGGGACACAAUCAGCCUCCUCCGCCUUACCCAAGCUACCCUCCGCCUUCAACUCAGCAUCCCCCUCCUCAAGGAUAAGCUCAAGCCGGUGCGAUGCCUCCCGCUGUCGGCGCUGCUCAGCCGGUGAAACACUGACCGAUUGUACGAGACAACCAAGUACGCCUGCUUUUUUUACGAACGAAACAAGACACUUAAUUCCUCUAAAAACCUCGGUUUCACUGAAGAGCAACACGCCUGUUGUUUAUUAGUACUAAGUUAAGCACUUCGAUAAUAAGUAGUAGAGUUUUUAAACUUUUGUCAGAUUUUUCAAAACUUGUGGCAUACCGCAAAUAAUUUAUGGUGAAUAUGGUUCAGCCCUGUUAUCUAAGCUUCCUAUUUGUGUAUUAUGCAAAUUUAUAUUGGCGUGUUGAAUUAAUAACGCAUUUUCCACAACCGUGAAAUGACGUUGGAUCACGGCUGGUAAUCACUGCUCGCCACUGCAGCACAACUCGUGGACACAGGACUGUCCUCGUUUCUUUGGCUUUUUUUAGGCCUUAACUGCAUUGCAGUCUUUAUGAAAUUCAAAGCCGUAAUUCCAUUUUUAUUGAAUAUUUUCUACACUUUUCAUGCGGUGGAAAACCAAGAAUUAAUUUAAAAGAGCAUAAGAUACAACAGCACAUAAAAUAUGGAUACUGUUGUGAGGGUGAAAGGAUUAGUAACCAACUGAUUUUCCUUCAGCCAUUCAUUAAAGCUAAAAUGAAACUGAA
Pocillopora damicornis (cauliflower coral) is the source of this 1341-nucleotide messenger RNA. RefSeq lists its product as uncharacterized. NCBI's taxonomy places the organism in Eukaryota, Metazoa, Cnidaria, Anthozoa, Scleractinia, Pocilloporidae. The record is from RefSeq and is a predicted model, not a curated record.